CACAGCUAUCUCUCAUCACUUUUACCAUUAUUCCACAAAACUCAUCUACUAUUCCUGAAAGAAAGAGAAACUAUGGCGGAAGGAGCUUUGUUCGAUCUUGCAGGGAAAGUCAUUAAUGCACUGGGCUCUCUCAUUGUCCAGGAGGUCAAACUGGCCUCUAGUGUCGAAACUGAGAUUGAAUAUCUGAGCAACACAGUCUCCACAAUCCAUGCUGUGAUUCGAGAUGCAGAAAAGCAGAGUUCUCAUAGCCAUCGGAUCAAAAACUGGCUCAGUAAGCUCAAAGAUGUCCUCCAUGAUGCUGAUGACUUGCUGGAUGAUUUCUCCACCGAAGUUAUGCGCCGCAGAGUGAUGACAAAAAAGGUACGCCUUUUCUCUUCAAGUUCAAACCUGCUUGCUUUUAGUCCUAAGAUGGGCCAUGAAAUAAAAGCAAUUAGGGAGAGACUAAAUGCCAUUGCGAAAGAUAAAGAUGAUUUUCACUUUAGUCAAAGCUUGGUUGAGCCACAAGUCAUGAAUAGGAGUAGAGAAACUUACUCUUUUGUACUCGAAGAUGAAGUUAUUGGGAGAGAGAAUGAUAAGAAAGAGAUUAUGGAACGUCUUUUUGAGGACAAUGUUGUAGAGAAUAUUUCUAUCGUUCCAAUUGUUGGUAUCGGAGGAAUGGGCAAGACAACACUAGCUCAACUAGUAUAUAAUGAUGACAAUGUUCAAAAAAAAUUUGAGAUAAAACUUUGGGUUUGUAUCUCUGAUAUCUUUGACGUAAAACGAAUUGUUAAAGAAAUUUUAGAACUGUUGCCAGAGAGGAAACAUGAGGAAAGCCUUGAGAGAGAUUCUAGAACAGCUGAGGAAGCAUGAAGAAAGCCUUGAGAUCUUGCAAAAUAAGCUUCGAGAAAAACUUAAUGGAAAAAAAUACUUGAUUGUCUUGGACGAUUUGUGGAAUGAGGACAGUA
Quercus robur (English oak) is the source of this 944-nucleotide messenger RNA. Its product is annotated as putative disease resistance protein RGA4. Lineage: Eukaryota; Viridiplantae; Streptophyta; Magnoliopsida; Fagales; Fagaceae. The transcript has a single exon. Gene Ontology annotation, molecular function: ADP binding. The coding region runs from base 73 to 849 and encodes 258 amino acids. The record is from RefSeq and is a predicted model, not a curated record.